AAAUAAUAUGAAAAUAAAACCACGUUCCAUGCCUUGUUGUUCCUUCUUCUUCUUCUUCCGGCCACAUAAUUGCCACCGCCGAUUGCAUCCGCAACCGCUACCAGCGCCGGUUACAGUCCGCGCCGCCACUGCUGGUCGUGCCACUGUUUGGCCGUUACUGCUAUUCCAAUGAAACAUGAAAACACCAUCAAUAUUGAAACAAGUUGCAGAAUUACUCACUGUAGCUUCCAUCACCAAAACCCUCUUCAAAAACCCACAAACCCUAUCCCAAAUCAUCAACAACAAACCCAUCAUCACCCAAACCCUAAUCCUCAAAAUCCUCUCAAACCCAUCCCUCCACAUUUCCCACAAACUCAAUUUCUUCAAUUCACUCAACACCGUUCAUUCUCAAACCACCUACUCUCUCAUUCUCCGCAACCUCUGCAAUCCCACUACCCCUCUUUCGCUCCUCCAUCAACACCUCCCUCAGCUUCUCCACUCCAUGAAACAAACCGGUAUCGUUUUCGACUCCGAUUCAUUCAACAAUCUCCUCAAUUUCCUCAUCAAAUUCUCUCAUAACAACAAUAAAAAUUUCCAUUUUGUUAUUGAUAUUUUGGAUUAUAUUCAAACACAGAAACUUCAACCUGUUGGUACUACACCUUUUAUUUACAACUCUCUUCUUAUUGCUUCACUCAAAAACAAUCAAAUUCAUCUUGCUUUAUCUAUUUUCAAUAACCUUUUAUCAGUUGAGGAGUGUUCGAAUUUGAAUUCGGUUAUCGUUGGUUCUUCGAAUUACUUGCUUUCGGCUCUUACGAAAGCCCGGAUGAAGGAAGAGUUUCGAAAUGUGUUUGAUACUUUGAGGGAAAGGGAAAGUUUUAGUUUUGAUUCAUGGGGUUAUAAUAUUUGUAUUCAUGCUUUUGGUUCUUGGGGUGAUUUGGUUACUUCGAUGACGCUUUUUAAUGAGAUGAAGGAGGAUAAGAAUCUUUUUGGGCCUGAUAUGUGUACUUAUAAUACGGUUUUGUCGGUUCUUUGUAAGAUUGGGAAGAUUGAUGAUGCGAUAGUUGUGUGGAAUGAGCUUAAAGAGUGUGGUUAUGAACCGGAUGAGUUUACUUACAGGACUCUCGUUCGGGGUUGUUGUAGGAGUUGUAGGAUGGAUGAGGGUGUGAGGAUUUUUAAUGAGAUGAAGGAUAAUGGGUUUCGUCCUGGGGUGAUUGUGUAUAAUUGUGUUUUGGAUGGAUUUUUCAAGGCUGGUAAGGUUAAUGAAGCGUGUGAGAUGUUUGAGAGAAUGACUCAAGAAGGGGUGAAAGCUUCUUGUUGGAGUUAUAAUAUUUUGAUUCAUGGACUUAUGAAGAAUGCGAGAUCGGAAGCUGGUUAUACGCUUUUUUGUGAUCUUAAAAAGAAAGGUCAGUUUGUGGAUGGGAUUAGUUACAGCAUUGUUGUGCUGCAACUUUGUAAAGAGGGUCAUUUGGAAGAGGCUUUGGAGUUGGUGGAGGAAAUGGAAGUCAGAGGCUUUUCUGUUGAUCUUGUUACGAUAACAUCUCUCUUGGUUGGCAUUCAUAAGCACGGUCGUUGGGAUUGGACGGAUAGGCUCAUCAAGCAUGUUAGGGAAGGGGAUCUGUUACCCGGUGUUCUUAGGUGGAAAGCCGGAAUGGAAGCUUCUAUCAAUAACUUGCAUUCCAAGGAAAAGGAUUACUCGCCAAUGUUCCCUUCCAAAGGAGGGUUUAGUGAGAUCAUGAGUUUCAUAACUCGUCACCAGGAUGAUGAUGAUGAUGAGGUGGAAACUUCCUCUGAAGAAAUCGACGAGUGGUCAUCAUCUCCAUACAUGGAUAAAUUGGCCAAGCGUAUUGUGAAGUCAAAUGGCGAUGCUCCACGACUGUUUACACCCGACCGUGGACAGAGAGUUCAACAAAAAGGGCCUGAUUCUUUCGAUGUUGAUAUGGUGAAUACUUUCCUGUCUAUAUUUUUGGCCAAGGGAAAGUUGAGCUUGGCUUGUAAAUUGUUUGAGAUUUUCACCGACGCGGGUGUGGGUCCUGUCAGUUAUACUUAUAAUUCUAUCAUGAGCUCCUUUGUCAAAAAAGGCUAUUUUAACGAGGCGUGGGCCGUUCUGUCAGAAAUGGGAGAAAAGCUCUGUCCAACUGAUAUCGCUACGUACAAUAUGAUAAUUCAAGGUUUAGGAAAGAUGGGAAGAGCAGAUCUAGCCAGUGCUGUUCUCGAUCGUCUGCUGAAACAGGGCGGUUAUCUUGACAUAGUUAUGUAUAACACUCUCAUCAAUGCUUUGGGGAAGGCAGGGCGAAUCGAUGAGGUGAACAAGUUCUUUGAGCAAAUGAGGAGCAGCGGGAUAAAUCCUGAUAUUGUCACUUAUAAUACGUUGAUUGAAAUUCACAGCAAGGCUGGCCUAGUCAAAGAUGCUUACAAGUUCUUAAAAAUGAUGCUCGAUGCUGGAUGCACCCCUAACCAUGUUACUGACACGACUUUAGAUUAUCUAGUAAAGGAAAUCGAUAAAUUGAGAUACCAAAAGGCAUCGAUCUUGAGGGAAAAAAAUAAUCCUUCUUGAGGGGGUAAAAUUCUAAGAGUCCAUGCAAAUGGGAUUUGUAAUAUAGUGAAGAAAGUUAUCUGUGAGGACCGUGGAGUGGCUGUCUGUGCGGAAGAUCAGAGCGUUGCAGUCAGUGUGUUCGCUGGAUUAUAUGCCGCUUUGCAAUUGAUUUCUCAUGUUUCAAGUCGGGUCUCUGGUUGUUCUGUUUCGAGUAUUGGAGAUUUUCAUAUGAGUGUGGUUUCGGGUAUUGCGGCGUGUGGUUGGUUGUUGUUAGUAGAGUAUCAUGUUCCAGCUUCACAUGGCGGCGUUGUUUGUAUCAGUCUGCAAGUCGGUUGGGGAUCAGUUCCUGUUCUAUGCAGGCGGUGUCAGAGUUCCUGGCGGUCACAUUAUUGAUUCUAUUGAUUCACUGUUGUUGUUAUCGAAAUGAAAGUAACAGUAUUUUCACGUAAACAAUCAUGCAGAGAGAAUCAUGCAGGCGGUGUCAGAGUUCCUGGCGGUCACAUUAUUGAUUCUAUUGAUUCACUGUUGUUGUUAUCGAAAUGAAAGUAACAGUAUUUUCACGUAAACAAUCAUGCAGAGAGAGACAGAGAACGAAUGAAUGAAUCACUCUUCCAUUCACAUUUUAA
Molecule: messenger RNA, 3138 nt
Organism: Lathyrus oleraceus (garden pea)
Lineage: Eukaryota; Viridiplantae; Streptophyta; Magnoliopsida; Fabales; Fabaceae
Product: pentatricopeptide repeat-containing protein At4g01570
Exons: 2
Coding region: 176-2533 (785 amino acids)
Biological process (GO): chloroplast-nucleus signaling pathway; mitochondria-nucleus signaling pathway
Cellular component (GO): chloroplast
Molecular function (GO): protein binding
Source: RefSeq, a predicted model, not a curated record